CUUCUUAUUUAAAACCCGGAGAGGGACCUUGAGACCAUCUCCCUCUCUCCCACUCUGUUAUCUUUUCCUCUUUAUUGUAAAUCCUGAUUUUUAUAUUUCCUUGAUCGAGAAAAUUCUAUGGUUUAAGAGUUUAAUAUUUUUCUUGGAAGGUGUUAGAUGAAUCUUUCUAGGUAAAUUGGUUAACUCUGAUUAAUUCUCUGUUUCCAUCUUUGGAUGGAUAAUUGUAGACACAGCGCCAAAAUCCUUCGGAAAUGAUCGUAUCUUCGAGCAAUAUUACUACAUGUAUUGGUCGUAGAUAGAUCCUCGUCGUUCGUUACUACUCACACUGAUCUAGGCCCUCUAAUCUUUCGAUCUUCGUAAGUAGUUCUUGAUCUCAAUAGUUCCCGACCAAACAAGAUGAAGAGAUCACGAGGAAGCUCGGAUUCUUUAUCCGGUUUCUUACCAAUUUGCCACUCUACAUCAGACAAACAACUAAGUCCACGUGCACGACCAACAGCCACCGGCUUUCUCUACCCCGGCGGCGCCGGAGACUACUCCCAGAUGUUCGACGGUCUAGAAGAAGACGGAAGUCUAGAGGACAUCGGCGUUGGACACGCGUCGUCUACGGCAGCAGCGGAGAAAAAACGGCGGUUGAGUGUAGUGCAAGUGAAAGCGUUAGAAAAGAAUUUCGAGAUUGAUAACAAGUUAGAGCCUGAGAGAAAAGUGAAGCUGGCUCAAGAGCUUGGGCUGCAACCUCGACAAGUGGCGAUCUGGUUUCAGAACCGCCGUGCUCGGUGGAAGACAAAGCAGCUCGAACGUGAUUACGGCGUUCUCAAGUCAAACUUUGAUUCACUCAAACGCAGCCGCGACUCGCUUCAACGUGAUAACGAUUCCCUUCUUGCAGAGAUUAAAGAGCUGAGAGCAAAACUUGACGUGGAAGGGACAUGCGGAAACAAUGGUAACGCCGUGACAGAAGAAACGGACGUUGUAAAAACGGUGGAAACGGUCGCGUUUCAGACGGUGAUUGCUAAUAACGAAGUCUUAGAGCUAAGCCAGUGUCCUCCACUGCCUCGGGAAGCCCAGGCAUCGGAGCUCGCAUACGAGAUGUUUAGCAUUUUCCCACGUGCCGAAAGCUUCAGAGAAGAUCCAGCUGAUAGUAGCGACUCAAGCGCUGUUUUGAACGAAGAAUAUAGUCCCACGGCGGUGGCAGCGACAGCGGUUGAGAUGUCGACGAUGGGAUGUUUUGGCCAGUUUGUGAAAAUGGAAGAGCAUGAAGAUCUUUUUAGUGGAGAGGAAGCUUGCAAGUUGUUUGCGGAUAAUGAGCAGUGGUUUUGCUCUGGACAGUGGAGUUCCUAAAGCUAAAAGACAAUGUUGAGGAUAAAAAUGAAACUAUGAACAAUGAGGGACGUUUGUGAAAACAUUGCUGGAGGGGAAAAGUUUUAAACUGAAAAUCGCAUGCGGUUUCAUGCACGUCGGCAGUGUAUCCUUGCAGGUUAAGGUUGAAGAGAGACAAAAAAACUCUGAAAUAAAAUAAUUUAAAUAACCAAAUUAUGUGAAGAUGAAAUUGUUUAUUUUUAAGUUUAUAUUAAUACUUAGAAUUAUUGCGUCGUUGAAUGUAGUGAUAAAAAACUUUAAAGCCCAAAGGGUUCUAGCAAUUGCAUGCAAACGAUCUUAGAUGGUGA
Messenger RNA from Brassica oleracea var. oleracea, 1661 nucleotides. RefSeq names its product homeobox-leucine zipper protein ATHB-5. Gene Ontology annotation, molecular function: sequence-specific DNA binding; DNA-binding transcription factor activity, RNA polymerase II-specific. Lineage: Eukaryota; Viridiplantae; Streptophyta; Magnoliopsida; Brassicales; Brassicaceae. Gene Ontology annotation, biological process: positive regulation of DNA-templated transcription. Bases 397 to 1335 code for a protein of 312 amino acids. Gene Ontology annotation, cellular component: nucleus. The record is from RefSeq and is a predicted model, not a curated record. The transcript is spliced from 3 exons.